This is a messenger RNA of Callithrix jacchus (white-tufted-ear marmoset), 6182 nucleotides long. Lineage: Eukaryota; Metazoa; Chordata; Mammalia; Primates; Cebidae. The record is from RefSeq and is a predicted model, not a curated record.
CCCUGGCGGAAGUCCCCAGUUUUUGUGAGACUCAGUUUCCCCAAGUUCCAAAAAGGGACGAUAAUUCCAGACCCAUCUGCUUCCCAUGGUUAGGGAUCAUCCAUGUAAGAUGCCACUGAAAGCCCGAGGAACACAGUCUUUCACACCAGAUUGGGAAACCCCCCGCCCCAACUGCAAGCCUCCUGCUGACUCUCCCCGACCCACGCUGGGGGAGCCUGGUUAUCUCCCCCUCCUGACACCCGGGUGGGGCUCAUUGUUUAUCUGUAAGAGUUCUGGCUCACUUCCUGUGUGCUGUGUGGAGAGGAGGGGGUGAAACGAGGUCACGCUGACACUUAACCUGAAAGUCCCAGGUGCUGGACCUGAAGGUGCUUUACCUGUUGCUCUAUUUUCUGUUAUUCCCCAUGAGCCAGGAAGGUAUGCACUGAUAUUCCCAUUUCGCAGAUAAGGAAACCGAGGCUGAGAGAGGUUAAUCACCCUUUAGGGUGCCCCCAUGCAAAGCAUGAGACUUGGUGGUCCACCUGGGAACCCUAUGGAGGAAACUGGCUUUGGAGAUGGCACCCCCCACCCCAAGCCCAUUUGAAAGGGAGGGUCAUUCCUGGUGGGGAGAGGCCAUGAAGGAGGAGAGUGAAUGUGAGCUGGGGCCCAGGAGGGCAGGAGAGGGUGCUGCUGCCAGGGAGAGCAGGAAGGCAAAAGUGAGACCCAGGCAGGGGCUGAGGCUAGGGCCUUUUGCAGCUGCCAGUGUGGUCCUCAGAGGGCUACCCCAAGCUGGUUCUUGACAAGUGGCACCCUGGCAUGAAGGCCCAGCCCCUGCCUCUCCUCUCACUCUUCCCCCUCCCUGCAUACCCACACUGAAUUUGCAUGAAGGCCACCUCCUCUGGGGAGCCUCCCCAGAUUGAACACUGGUGGAGCACCUGCCACUUCCUAUUGACAUGCACAUCUGUGGCGCUGUGCCCCCUCCCACCCCAGCCCACUGUGCACCCAGCACCAGCACACGGCUCGGGCCUGACACACAGCAAGGACUCUGGAAACCAGGAAGGAUGCCUCAGGCAGAGAGGGAGAAAAGCUAUGAACAUUCAGACCUGAGAUGACUGGGCCCUAUAGCAGGUGGAGAGGGAGCAGGGAGGAAGAGCUGCAGGGCCCCCCAGGGGCCCAGGGACAGGAAAUUGGCAAAGGUGUGUCUUAAACAUCUAGCCUGGGCAAGCACGAAUGGAGCUGAUUCCUGGACACUUACUAUGGGCCAGGUGCCAGGCCUGGGCCUUGGCGCAAUGGUAGAACCAAUGACAGAGGCAAGAAGUCCAGCAGUAACACCAAGAGUAUCUGGAAACCCAGCAGCUGGGGUUCAGGGGACCCCACCAUUCUGUCAUAUCGUGCCCUCCAGGGGACCUGUAGCAGGCAGAUAAAGAGCUUGGCCCAGGCGCAACCCCACCCUGUCAGGCUCCCAGGUCAGUCCCCGAGGGCAAACGGAGAGGGCCUCAGCCACAGGCCUGGCAGCCCUGGAGGCAGCCAGGGGGCAGACCCGGACCAGUGGACCCUAAGGCCACAGGAGACCGGGCUCCUGCACAGAGGGGAAGGAAGGGCCCGUCCCCAGACUAGUGCACACAGAGCUCCCAGGGAGCAGGAGCAGCCAGCGCCUGUCACCUGCAACUCUGCAUCUCAGGGGCCCUCAGGAAGUGCCUGCUCAGCCUCAGUUUAGAGCAGAGGAAACCAUGGGGUGGGAGGGGAGGAGGGAGGUAGUGGAGGGGGAAGCUGGAGUUCCUGUCACGUGAGCCCUCCCCUGGACUCCCUCACCGCCCUGCCUGCCUUGGCAGGAGCCGUCCGAGGAGGGGACUCCUCCAGGGACUUGGUCCCUUGGUCCCCAGAUGGGGAGACUGAGGCCAGAGCUGUGUGUCCCUCUGAGAGUUGCAGCAGGACUGAGUCCGGAUUCGACCACACCAAGAUUCUCUCUCCUCAUUUCUGAGCCCUGGAGGCGGCCAGGCAACAGACCCGGGCAAGUGGACCCUCCGGUCGCAGGAGACCAGGCCCUGACACCGGUGCGGAGGGGAAGGAAGGGCCCGCCCCCAGCCCAGCGCGCACAGAGGCCAGGGCCAAGGCCUUGCGACUCAUCCACCCGGGGCCCCACAUCCCCCCCACCCGCAGCCCCGCGCCCCAGCCUCCACCCGCGCCCGCCGAGAUGCUGCGGCCACAGUCGGUGCCGUCGGAACGAGGCCCUGGGGUGCCGGAGCCCGAGGAGCUGUGGGAGGCGGAGAUGGAGCGGCUGCGAUGUUCCGGGGCGCCAGUGCGCGGGCUGCCCUAUGCCAUGAUGGAUAAGCGCCUCAUCUGGCGGCUGCGUGAGCCCGCGGGAAAGCAGACCUUGCGCUGGCAGCGGUGGCAGCGCCGGCGGCAGACGGUGGAAAGGCGCCUGCGGGAGGCCGCACAGCGGCUGGCCCGGGGCCUUGGGCUCUGGGAGGGGGCUCUCUACGAGAUCGGGGGCCUCUUCGGCACCGGAAUCCAGUCCUACUUCACCUUCCUCCGCUUCCUGCUACUCCUCAACCUGCUGAGCCUGCUGCCCACCGCGAGCUUCGUGCUGCUACCCCUGGCCUGGCUCAGCCCCCCUGACCCAGGCCCUGCCCUGAACUUAACCCUCCAGUGCCCCGGAAGCAGCCAGUCCCAGACGGGCAUUUUGAAGUUCCACAAUCAAGUUUGGCAUGUUUUAACUGGCAGAGCCCUCACCAACACCUACCUCUUCUAUGGAGCUUACCGGCUGGGGCCUGAGAGCAGCUCAGUGUACAGUAUCCGCCUGGCCUACCUCCUCAGCCCACUGGCCUGCCUGCUCCUCUGCUUCUGUGGAACUCUUCAGCGGAUGGUGAAGGGGCUGCCACAGAAGACUCUGCUGGGUCAGGACUACAAGGUGCCUCUCAGCAGCAAGGUCUUCUCCUCCUGGGACUUCUGCAUCCGGGUGCAGGAAGCGGCCACCAUCAAGAAGCAUGAGAUCCGAAAUGAGUUCAAGGUGGAGCUGGAGGAGGGCCGUCACUUCCAGCUGAUGCAGCAACAGACCCGGGCCCAGAGGGUCUGCCACCUGCUCUCCUACCUGCGAGUCAACUUACUCAUUGGGCUCCUGGUGGUUGGGGCCAUCAGCGCCAUCUUCUGGGCUACCAAGUACUCACAGGACAACAAGGAGGAGUCCCUGUUUCUGCUGCUCCAGUACCUGCCCCCUGGGGUCAUCGCCCUGGUCAACUUCCUGGGUCCCCUGCUGUUCACAUUCCUGGUCCAGCUGGAGAACUACCCUCCCAACACCGAGGUCAACCUCACCCUGAUCUGGUGCGUGGUACUGAAGCUGGCCAGCUUGGGGAUGUUCUUCUUCUCUCUGGGUCAGACCAUACUGUGCAUUGGCAGAGACAAGACCAGCUGUGAGUCCUACGGCUACAACGCUUGUGACUAUCAGUGCUGGGAGAACUCCGUAGGGGAGGAGCUGUACAAGCUGAGUAUCUUCAACUUCCUCCUCACCGCGGCCUUCGCCUUCCUGGUCACCUUGCCUCGGAGGCUGCUGGUGGACCGGUUCUCAGGCCGGUUCUGGGCCUGGCUGGACCGGGAGGAGUUCCUGGUGCCCAAGAAUGUGCUGGACAUCGUGGCGGCGCAGACGGUCACCUGGAUGGGUCUCUUCUACUGCCCCCUGCUGCCCCUGCUGAAUAGCAUCUUCCUCUUCCUCACCUUCUACAUCAAGAAGUACACCCUCCUGAAGAACUCCAGGGCGUCUUUGCGGCCCUUCCGAGCCUCCAGCUCCACUUUCUUCUUCCAGCUGGUGCUCCUCCUGGGCCUGCUUCUGGCCGUGGUGCCCCUGGGCUAUGUGGUCAGCAGCAUCCACUCUUCCUUGGACUGUGGCCUCUUCACUAACUAUUCAGCCCCCUGGCAAGUGGUCCCAGAGCUGGUGGCCCUUGGACUCCCGCCCCUUGGCCAGCGUGCCCUCCACUACCUGGGCUCCCACGCCUUCAGCUUCCCGCUCCUCAUCAUGCUCAGCCUUGUCCUGACCGUGUGCAUCUCCCAGACCCAGGCCAAUGCAAGGGCCAUCCACAGGCUUCGGAAGCAGCUCGUGUGGGUUCAGGAGAAGUGGCACCUGGUGGAGGACCUGUCGAGACUGCUCCCGGAGCCAGGCCGGAGGGACUCUCUGGGCCCGGAGUCCCCUGCUUCCCGAGCUUCGCGCCCACGGUCCUUCUGCCCGGGAUUCCCGUGCCCUGGCUCCCCGGGACCUCGGGACCCGCGGCCGGGCUCCUCCGCCGUGAAUGCCCUGGGGCUGCGCUCCCCUUGCCCUGGACCACAUGGUACCCCGGCCUCCACCCAUAGAGCCCGCUUCCCCAGCGGCCCGGAGCUAUAAACCCGACCCCCGUCCCCGAGGCCUCCCUGGGACCCUUUCCAGGCCUCCUUACUCCACCUUCCAGGACCCUGGUGACCACCGACCCCUCAUUGGCUCCAGGGCCUCCCUCAGGGGUCCCCAAAGAUGGACACAUACCCCCAGGGGCAUCAGGAAGAACAUAUGGGAAUAUUCUAUCUGUAUUUUUAUCUCAUCCCUUUAAAAUAUCUAUUUUUAUUGCAUAUUUUAUAAUAUACGUAAUCUAUUAGUAUAGUGUCUCGUGAAUGCAAUUUUUUUUUUAGUGUUCUGAUUUUUUUUAGAGCCGUGAGUGCAGUUUAUACUCAUCUAUUGGGAAUGCCUGGAAGUUGUUUACUGAUGGGAGUGCCAUCAGAAGAGUUUGGGGACCACCUCCUAAGGAUGGGAAAAGCUGGCCACAGUUAGAGCAAGCCUGUCUGGGGGACCUGCUCUGUGUUCCAGCUGCAAACUGUCUGCAUCAUCCCCUCCUGUUACUCUUCCUUCACAUGAGACAGUCGAGAUCACAGCAUCAGCCAGGGCCAGAGCUGGGAUUUGAACCCAGGCACUCGGGCUCGAGAGCCACACUGCCCCAGCGUGGGGCUUACAGGCUGCUCCUGGCCCUAACUGAGCGUCCAGCUGAAGCCUGGAGAGCGGGUGCUGGGCCAGCCUCUCCCUGGCGGGAAUCCUCUCCAACCAGUCUAACCCAGCAGCCUCAGGUCCACAGAGCUGCCUUGGGAAACUCAGCAGAGCCCUGGCUCCCUUUUCUUCCAGCCUGCUUCACCGUUCCCUGGUUGAGCCAAGCUUGCAGAUCCGUGGGGUGAAGGUACCCGCACUGCCUGGGCCUUAGUGCUAUGUACGGGCCUGCAAUGUAAGGGAUACCGAGUGUGAGCAGCAGGCGGGGCCCAUGCAGGUGAGGCAGCUGGCAGCAAGGGCAGGGCUAGGACCCCCUCCCAAGGCUGUGUCUGACAUUCUUGAGCCCGUUCAGGGUUCCUUUUCCAAGCCUCCCGCCCUCCCGCCCCCACCCCUGCCAUGCCGCAGUGACUCUAAACGUGUGGCUGUCAGCCUUGGAGAAGCUGCUGUAAGCUGGCUGCAUCCCAGCGACUCUGAUGUGGUUGGUCUGGGUGUGGCCAACAGCCAGGGCAUCGGGACUUUUCGAAGCUCCCAGGUGACUUACAGACAUCUGGGGCUGAGAACUGUCAGGAGGGAAAGUCAGAAGUCCCAGGACGUACCUGAAAAGCCUCUAGCUCCACCAGUGACCAGCUCCUGGCCGGACUCUUGGCCUGGACUCAGCACCUGAGAGGCCUCUUCACCCUCAGGGCUGGGGGCUUCUUCACGUGGUCAUCAAAGACUUGACCAGUUCCGCCUCUCCGGCUGCUGUCCUCAUCCCACCCAGAGUCACAUGACCCAUCAGUUCACCAACAAACACGAUGAAGCGCUGCCAGUGCCGGAUUCUGUUCUGGGCACUGGCAAUGAGGCCAAGAGGGAAGCAGGGAGCUCUGGGUUCCGUCUGGGGGGCGACAAGCCUGGACCAGAUAAAAGUGACUCAUGUUGUUAAUUAGCAGCUUAGGCCCAAAGGUGGCCCCUGGACCAGUGGCCUCAGCACCACCUGGGAAAAGGUUAGAAAUGCAAAUUCCCAGGCCCCACCUCGGCCUCCUGAAUCACAGUAUCCCUUUGGCAAAACAUACUGAGAAACAACCACGUGCAUCGCCCAGCGCUGUGAGGAAGACCCACUUUGAGACCUCGAAGGAAUCAUGAAACUCCGGGCCUCUGUGUACUCACCCAGGGAGUGAUGAAGAUGCCAUGCUCCCCCACAUGGCCUCCAAGAUUAAGUGAGCAAUGACUU